AUGGGACAGACUGCCGUUACCCCCUUGAGCCUAACUACUGACCAUUGGUCGGACGUCAAAGGCAGGGGGAGCGAUGAAGGUGUAGUCAUCAAGAAAAAUAAAUGGAUGACCCUCUGUGAGGCCGAAUGGGUCAUGAUGGAUGUAGGAUGGCCACGGGAAGGGUCAUUUAAUCUCUCUCUCAUUUCAUAGGUUGAGGGGAAGGUGUUUGCCCCCAGCCCCCAUGGGCAUCCAGACCAGGUUCCCUACAUCGCCAUUUGGAGAUCCCUGGUCGAAAACCCAUUCCCCUGGGUCAAGCCCUUUCUCCCACAACCUCCCACUCCCCAGCCUUUGGCGCCUCCUAACCCCCUUUCUUCUCUCUACCCAGUCCUUCUCCGCAGGGAGCCUUCCAAGCCCCCUGUCCUUCCCCCUGAUCCUAAUUCUCCUCUCAUAGACCUUCUGACAGAGGAACCGCCACCCUACCAGCCGACCCCCCCAGCGUCACCCGCGGCCCCGGCGGCUGCGCCCGCGGCGGCCCCUGCUGCGGUGCCGGCCGCGGCCCCGGCGGCUGCGCCCGCUGUGGCUUUAGUCGCGAUGCCGGCUGCGACCUCCCCGGCGGCCGCGCCCCCCGUGAUGACCCCGCUCGCUGAGGACUCGGAGGAAGAAGAAGAAACAGUCCAGUCCCCCAUCGCGGGCCGACUCAGGGGCCGCCGAGCCGGGCCCCCCACUAAAUCCAAAGCCUUACCGCUUCAGGAAGGACCCAACCAUCAGUUACAAUAUUGGCCCUUUUCUGCCUCAGACCUUUAUAAUUGGAAACAACAUAAUCCCCCUUUCUCCAGAGAUCCUGUUGCCUUGACCGGCCUAAUUGAGUCCAUCCUAGUGACUCACAGGCCGACUUGGGACGACUGUCAGCAGCUCCUGCAGACCCUCUUAACCGUAGAGGAAAAGCAGAGAGUUUUCCUGGAGGCCCGGAAGCAGGUUCCGGGCGAUGACGGGAGGCCAACCCAACUCCCAAAUAUCAUCAAUGCAGCUUUCCCCUUGACCCGCCCAGACUGGGACUUCAAUACACCUGAAGGUAGGGAGCAUCUACGUCUCUAUCGCCAGUUGCUCUUAGCGGGUCUCCGAGCGGCCGCCAGAAGGCCUACCAAUUUGGCUCAGGUAAAGAAUGUGAUACAGGGAAAGGAAGAAUCACCCGCUGCAUUUUUAGAGAGGCUGAAGGAGGCUUAUAGGAUGUACACUCCGUAUGAUCCAGAAGACCCAGGGCAAGCACCAGGUGUCAUCUUAUCAUUUAUCUACCAGUCUAGCUCAGAUAUCCGAACCAAAUUGCAGCGGUUGGAAGGUUUACAGGCGCUAGGUUUGCCAGACUUAUUGAAGGAAGCAGAGAAAGUGUUCAAUAAGAGAGAAACUCCUGAGGAGCGUGAGGAAAGGAGAUGGCAGAAACAAGAAGAAAGGGACAAGAAACAGCAUAGGGAGAUGAAAAAGGUUUUGGCCGCCGUUGUGUCUCAGGGACAGCGGAGAGAGGGAGAUAGGUCGGGAGAGCGAAGGAGGCCACCCCUUGAUAAAGAUCAAUGUGCUUACUGUAAGGAGAAGGGACACUGGGCCCGAGAGUGCCCCAAGAAGCUACAAGGACCCCGCUGACCCAAGCCCAAAACCGUGGACCUCCUUAGUCUAGAGGACUAGGGGAGUCGAGGCCAGGAGCCCCCCCCUGAGCCUAGGAUAACCCUCAAGAUCGGGGGGCAGCCUGUGACCUUCCUGGUUGAUACUGGUGCCGAACAUUCAGUCCUAACCCAUGCCAGAGUGCCUCUUAGCCGGCAUUCUGCACUGGUGCAGGGGGCAACUGGAAACAAGAGGUAUUACUGGACUGCCGAGAGAAAGGUCCAACUGGCAUCAGGGCAAGUAACUCACUCCUUCCUGCAUAUACCUGAAUGCCCCCAUCCGCUGUUAGGACAGGACCUAUUAACCAAAUUGAAGGCACAAAUCUACUUUGAUGAGAAGGGACCAAGGGUCACGGGUCCUAAAGGAGACCCCCUACAAAUCCUUGCCCUCAGUUUAGAGGAAGAGUACCGUUUGUUUGAGGCAGAACCCCCGGAGAAAUCACCUGAGGAGCUACAGAACUGGCUGAGAGAGUUUUCUCAGGCCUGGGCAGAGAGGGGCUUGGGGCUGACACGCGAUCAGCCGCCGCUGAUGAUCUCACUAAAGGCCUCCGCGACUCCCGUUUCAAUCAGACAAUACCCAAUGUCACGGGAAGCUCAUGAGGGGAUCAAGCCCCAUAUUCGGAGGCUCCUGGACCAAGGGGUGUUAAAGCCCUGCCAGUCACCUUGGAACACCCCUCUCUUGCCUGUUAAGAAACCGGGGACAGGAGACUACAGGCCGGUCCAGGACUUGAGAGAGGUCAAUAAGCGGGUGGAGGACAUACACCCCACGGUGCCUAACCCCUAUAACCUUCUGAGCACCCUCCCACCGACCCACGUCUGGUACACUGUGCUAGACCUGAAGGAUGCCUUCUUUUGUUUAAGACUGCACCCUCAAAGUCAAAUGCUAUUCGCUUUCGAAUGGAGGGACCCAGAAAGAGGGCUCUCGGGACAAUUAACCUGGACCCGGCUCCCUCAGGGCUUCAAAAAUAGCCCAACCCUCUUUGAUGAGGCCCUACAUGCAGAUCUGGCCGGAUUCCGGGUCGAACACCCAACCCUGACUCUGCUCCAGUACGUGGAUGAUCUACUCCUGGCGGCCAGGAGUCGAACCGAGUGCCUGGAGGGCACUCGAGCCUUACUGGCCAGACUUGGACAAAAGGGCUAUAGAGCCUCAGCCAAAAAGGCUCAAGUAUGCCGAGACAAGGUUACCUACCUGGGCUACACCCUGAGCGGGGGGCAAAGAUGGUUAACAGGAGCAAGGAAGGAGACGAUAAUCUCCAUCCCCCCUCCUCGGAACCCCCGCCAAGUUCGAGAGUUCCUGGGUACGGCUGGGUACUGCCGCCUUUGGAUUCCUGGCUUUGCCGAAAUGGCAGCCCCAUUAUACCCCCUAACUAAACCAGGGACCAUGUUCCAAUGGGAGGAGAAGCAUCAGAAAGUGUUCCAACAGAUCAAGAAGGCCUUACUCGAGGCCCCGGCUCUGGGUCUGCCAGAUCUAACCAAGCCCUUUGAGCUGUUUGUGGAUGAGAACUCAGGUCUUGCCAAAGGGGUACUGGUGCAAAGACUGGGACCUUGGAGGAGACCUGUAGCGUACUUGUCCAAGAAAUUGGACCCGGUGGCUACGGGAUGGCCUCCAUGCCUCCGCAUGGUGGCAGCCAUCGCCGUAUUACUCAAGGAUGCCAGAAAGCUGACUCUGGGACAGCCGUUGACUGUGCUGGCCUCCCAUGCAGUGGAGGCCUUGGUCCGACAACCACCGGACAGAUGGCUUUCUAACGCCAGAAUGACUUACUAUCAGGCCUUACUACUGGACUCAGACAGGGUAAAUUUUGGGCCGAUAGUUUCCCUUAACCCUGCUACCUUGCUGCCACUGCCUAGCCCCUCCGAGGAGCAUGACUGCCUCCAGAUUCUAGCCGAAGCACAUGGCACCCGCCCUGAUCUGACAGAUCAGCCGCUUAAGGAUCCAGACGCUGUCUGGUACACAGACGGAGCGUUUCCUGGAGGAGGGGAACGCAGAGCUGGGGCAGCUAUAACCACCGAAUCAGAAGUGGUAUGGGCAUCGUCACUCCCGCCUGGGACAUCGGCCCAGCGCGCAGAACUGAUUGCGCUCACCCAAGCUCUCCGGAUGGCAGAAGGUAAGAAGCUCACAGUUUAUACUGACAGCAGAUAUGCCUUUGCCACUGCGCAUGUCCACGGGGAAAUCUACAGACGGAGAGGCCUGCUGACGUCCGCGGGUAAGGAAAUCAAAAACAAAAAAGAGAUCCUAGACCUCCUAAAGGCCCUGUUCCUCCAGCUCCAACUCAGUAUUGUCCACUGCCCAGGGCAUCAAAAGGAUGACUCUGCGGUAGCCAGAGGGAAUCGGCUGGCAGAUCUGACUGCCCGAACAGUGGCUUCCCAGCCAGCAGGAAACAGCCAGUUGAUGGCUAUACAAGAACCACAGCCUGAGAAAGACCCCGUGCCUUAUAGCCCAGAAGACCAUGAGCUAGCAAAGAAAAUGGGGGCGGACUGGGAACAAAGAAGAUAGGCAUAUAUACUAGGGGACCGGAUGGUCAUGCCAACCUCCCAUACCCGAUAUAUGCUGAGAUUCCUCCAUGCAUUGACCCAUUUGAGCAAAAACAAGAUGAAGACCCUAUUAGACAGAGAAAACACCUGGGCAGUGCUGCUGAACCAGGAUCAGGUACUCCAGCAGGUAACUUCUACCUGCCCAGCCUGUGCUCAAGUCAACGCAGGAAAGGUUCAUCUAAACAAGGGGGCCCGCCAAAGAGGCCAUUGUCCUGGUGUUCAUUGGGAAAUAGACUUUACAGAAGUAAAACCCGGACUCUACGGGUACCGGUACCUCCUGGUCUUCGUGGACACCUUUUCUGGAUGGAUCGAGGCAUUUCCAACCAAGAAUGAGACGGCUAACGUGGUAACAAAGAAACUGUUGGAAGAAAUCUUCCCCAGGUAUGGGAUGCCUCAAAUAUUGGGGUCGGAUAACGGGCCUGCCUUUGUCUCUCAGGUAAGUCAGAAGGUGGCCAAACUAUUGGGGGUUGAUUGGAAACUCCAUUGUGCAUACCGCCCCCAGAGCUCAGGACAGGUAGAACGAGCUAAUAGAACAAUCAAGGAGACUUUAACCAAACUAACGCUUGCAACUGGCACUAGAGAUUGGGUGCUCCUACUUCCCUUGGCUCUCUACAGAGCCCGAAAUACUCCUGGCCCACACGGCCUAACCCCUUUUGAAAUCAUGUUUGGGGCCCCACCUCCUGUUGUAGAUUUUCUUCACCCUGAUAUCUCAUCUUUUAGUACCAGCCCCACUUUGGAAGCACAUCUCCAGGCCCUCCAGCUGGUGCAGAAGGAAAUCUGGAAGCCACUGGCUAGAGCCUAUCAGGAGCAGCUGGACAGGCCAGUGGUCCCCCACCCCUUCCAGAUUGGAGAUUCCGUCUGGGUCCGGCGCCACCAGACCAAGAACCUAGAGCCACGAUGGAAGGGGCCCUACACUGUCUUGCUGACCACCCCCACUGCACUCAAGGUCGACGGGAUUGCUGCAUGGAUCCACGCCUCUCAUGUGAAGGCUGCCAGGGAAAACGACCCAGCGGGAUCCAGAAAAUCAACAUGGACAGUGCGCCGCACACGAAACCCCUUAAAAAUAAGGUUGGCCCGCUGCUCCUCUUCCUCCCCCUCCUCUUAA
Peromyscus leucopus (white-footed mouse) is the source of this 5268-nucleotide messenger RNA. RefSeq lists its product as uncharacterized. NCBI's taxonomy places the organism in Eukaryota, Metazoa, Chordata, Mammalia, Rodentia, Cricetidae. Gene Ontology annotation, biological process: proteolysis; virion assembly; DNA integration. Gene Ontology annotation, molecular function: zinc ion binding; nucleic acid binding; RNA-DNA hybrid ribonuclease activity. The record is from RefSeq and is a predicted model, not a curated record.